Messenger RNA from Gossypium arboreum, 1311 nucleotides. RefSeq lists its product as uncharacterized. The coding region runs from base 1 to 1311 and encodes 436 amino acids. The transcript has 6 exons. The record is from RefSeq and is a predicted model, not a curated record. Lineage: Eukaryota; Viridiplantae; Streptophyta; Magnoliopsida; Malvales; Malvaceae.
AUGAGUACGUCGGCGAUUGAAGUUAGUGGUGAAAAAGUGAAAGCAGUGUGGGAUAAGAGAUUGACAGAAACAUUUUGUGAUAUUUGUAUUAAAGAGAUAUUGAAAGGCAAUAGGCCUGGUACUCAUUUCACAAAAGAUGGAUGGUUGAAAAUAAUGAUCAACUUUGAGAAAGAAACGGGCAAGGCUUUUUCACAAAGACAACUUAAAAAUAGGUGGGAUGCCCUAAAAAAAGAAUGGAAAGCUUGGAAGAAACUUAAAGGUGAAGAUACUGGUCUAGGGUGGAAUCCUAUUAAAAGAACCGUUGUGCCUGAAGCUCAAAAAUUUAGAACAUUGGGCAUUGAUCCUGAAUUCGAAGGGAAGUUGGACCAAAUGUUUAUGGGAAUAGUUGCAACAGGUGAUAAAGCAUGGGCACCUUCUUCUGGUACACUCCGUAGUGAUUUUUUUGAAAAUGUUAAUAAUGAAAUACAUGAAGAGGAUGAUGAAGAAAAUGUGAGAAAUGAUGUUCACAUUUUAAAUGAUGUUCACAUUUCAAAUGAUGUUCACAUUUCAAAUGAUGUUCAAAUUGAUGGAAACGGUCAAAAAAGAAAAAACCCUGAGAUAUCAAGUUCACAUUUUAAGACUGGAAGAAAGAAAUCCUCAAAGCAAAUUGAAGGGGCUGCAAGAUUGUCCAGUCAAAUAGAAAAAUUAUGCAAUGCAACUGACAAUAUGAGUCAAGCCACAUCUAGUUUGACUCUGUUAUGGAUCCAUAUGGUAUUCCACAAGCGGUCAAAGUGCUCGACAAAGAUGUCGGAAGAAGUUCUGGUGAUGAGUAUAGUUGAGAAUUACAGCGGUGAUGAAAAUGAUGAUGAAAGGGAAAAGAAAGAGAUUUUACAACGCAUGGAAUGUUUUAACCAAUUAUUUGUUGUUGCAUCUUCUUCCGUGCAAUUAUAUUACGAGAAGUAUAUAUUAAAGCAACCAUGCAUGAAUUCAAAACAGUCAGGUGCAAUUGAUGGUACUCAUAUUGCCGCUAUUCUUCCACCAAAUGAACAAAUUCCCCAUAUUGGAAGAAAAGGAAAAUAUUAUCUUGUUGAUUCUGGAUAUCCUCAAAUGAAAGGUUAUCUUGGACCAUAUAGAGAUUUUAUGAAAUACGAAGAUAUUAACUGGGCAUAUGAGAAUACUAUUGAUUCAGAAAAUACGCAUGGUCGAGAAAGUGAUGAUGAUGACGACGACGAUGAUGAUGGUGAUGAUGAUGGUGAAUCAAGCAAUUCAAGUGGUUUUGAAAUGGAAUUAACAAGAGAUGCUAUAGCUUCUAGUUUAAUGAAUUCACUUUAA